Opisthorchis viverrini is the source of this 1708-nucleotide messenger RNA. RefSeq lists its product as hypothetical. Gene Ontology annotation, biological process: intracellular zinc ion homeostasis; zinc ion import across plasma membrane. The coding region runs from base 8 to 1483 and encodes 491 amino acids. The transcript has 9 exons. The record is from RefSeq and is a predicted model, not a curated record. Lineage: Eukaryota; Metazoa; Platyhelminthes; Trematoda; Opisthorchiida; Opisthorchiidae. Gene Ontology annotation, molecular function: zinc ion transmembrane transporter activity. Gene Ontology annotation, cellular component: membrane.
GUUCGCCAUGCGGCGGAAAAGAAUUCGGGAGCCAAGCAAAGUUGUUGAGCUAGCCGCCUCAUUAUUCCUCAUUUACCAGCAAGUACGCAUCGCUUGCGGACCAGAGUCCAUUACAACACCUGGCACAAAAGAUGCCUCUGCUCGUACCAUUCCCUUUUCACCCAUGCCCAAUCUGCGGACGUUGCUAUGCCCAAUUAUAUGGACCUCAUUCUUAAUACACUCGUACCUUUCAUCAUGGUUUCUCGUUGUGGCUGAGACUGGAACGGCUCGUAAUGUUCAGUUGGAAACCAGUAGUAUGCCGUUUCCUGCUACCAAACUCGCUGAUCUCAAUGGUUCACACAAUCUAACCACGGAGUCUCAGUCGUCAAAUCAUCCAGCUCUUCUUUACGGGAUCCUGGCAACGACCGUGGUAAACGCUGCGGCUUUAGUGGGAUUUGUGUUCGCACCGUUUAACAAAUGUCCUGGCUACUCCCUCCUCAUUUCGUUCAUGGUUGCUACUGCUGUUGGAUCGCUUUUCUCUGCUGCUAUAUUGGUGCUGAUCCCAGAAGCUUUUCAGCUAAUGACUACCACAAACGAUGGUCAGCGCAGUACUCACUGGUAUAUCCUACGGUCGGUCAGUGUGUGCAUUGGAGCUGCACUGUUCUUUAUUCUGGAAUUUUUACUCAGAUUAUUACGUACGACACUGGAGUAUCAUUCUCGUGACCCUCGAGUGCUACGCCGAGUUUCAACCAGAAAACGCCAAUCCAGUCUACCAAUCCCGUAUGAUGGCCCGACUAUGUCAGAUCAAGGGGAUGUGGCGCUGGACACAGCCUCACCAGUUUUGAAUGUUAAUGGUUUCAACAACUCGGAUAUGCAAGUGUUGGCCGCGCGAAAAUCGGCAGAUCUUGCAGGUCUCUCAUCCUCCCGUCAGGAUUCCGUCGUGGUAUGUGAAGGAUUGGACGAUGACAGUACACCGAUCCACUGUUGUACAAAGAAUCUGUGCCAUCGUCUAGCCACACUGGACCCAAUCGUUUGGAUGAUUGUCCUGGGGGAUGGAGUGCACAACUUCAUGGAUGGCGUCUCCAUGGGUGCUGGUUUCGCCACAGAAAUGCGCCUGGGAUUAAGCGUGUCCCUGGCUGUGUUGUGUGAAGAGUUACCGCACGAGUUGGGUGAUAUCGCUGUGUUGCUGCGUUCUGGUUUAUCUGUUCCAAUGGCAAUCCUGUUCAAUUUCUCCUCCGCCUGCAGUGCCUACCUCGGUUUCUUUGUGGGUUUCUAUUUAGGCGACAUGCCAAAUGCUACGGUGUAUAUUUUCGCAAUUACCGGUGGAUUCUUCCUUUACAUCUCUUUAGCAGAUAUGCUUCCAGAAUUGCGAAAAUCUGAAGACCAAUGUAUGGAACAAGGUCAAGCUGUUCUACCCAUAUUCCUCAUUCAUUUUUUUGGUAUGGUAUUUGGAUUCGGUUGCGUGACAGCGAUCACAUUGGCGGGAGAGCAUAUUGCUAUCUGACUCUAUCGCUUCUCCGAUAGUGAACCAGUAAUGAGAGCAACAAGCACCUCUUCAUCUCUCCCAUUGGUGAAACAACAAACAUCCACUUGAGAAAUGCCGGUCAUUUGUCGAGAUCUGGUUCAGGCUUUCAGGAUCAACUGACGAUAACUGUACUUUCAGUGUUCUUUUAUACAUAUUUUACCAGUCCUAUCUGUAUACGCUCGAUUCUGCUAUCGUAUAUCAGCC